GCUAAUUCGAACGCUAUUAGAGUGUAGGCCUAGCAUAGACAUAGAGAACGCAACCACAAUCCUACCAAGUUCUUGACUAGCGCUUUUUUUUGGCAGAGAAUUGGAGGUGAUAUACGUGUCACACCGCAGAAUUGCUACCAUACAUGUACGCGAGCCUUUGCUGCUCUGAGUCUCUCUGGCUCUGGCUUCUGGGCAUGCUUCUGCAGCUCUUGCGCUUGCUUUAGCAUCAUCAGCAUCAACAUCGACACCGACACGCACCGAAACCGACACCAUGGACGCGGUCCAGUUUCGGAGCUUGCUGUGUCGCGAAAUUGAAAGGGCGGAGGACGUGGCCGAGGUGUUGGAACAAGCUCGGGGGAUGUACUCUCAGCAUCUGAGACUGAAAGCCGAGCGAAAUGGCAGAGGAGGCUGCGCGGUAUUUCUUGCUUUUUGUUCAGAAGCUUAUAUCUAUAAGAAUAAUUAUAGGUGUUGAGUUAGAAUUUCAAACAAUAACAACUAUGCCAUCAGCGUCUUUGCGUGAGCAUAGCGCUGGUAGAUCAUUAGCCCGCUUUCUAUUUGUGUUUCUAUUUCAGUUUCUAUUUCGUUCCGGUCAUUACUUUGCUACCUGGCUUGCUAGUCUCUGCACUAUCUUCCGUUCCGUACUUAGUUCCGUUUUGUUCUCUAUUUCGUUCCAGCCUCCAUUUGAUUUCGUUCCAUGAUUUGUCUCCCGUGGUUCUCUAACUCGUAUGGUCUUGCCUCUAUUUCGUACCAGUCUCUGCUUCGUUCUACUUAUAUUCUCUAUUUCGUCCCACUCUAUAUUUUGCACUUGUUCCACUACAGUAAUUGCAUACUCCACAAAAUCAAAAGCAAAACUCUAGGUCACUCCAGCAACGAGCACGAUUUACAACAAACGAGGACGCACACCAGAGUGGCGAGGCAAAUCGUGGAAGGACAUCGCAGAAAUCUACCUUCGUAAAUUGUACUACAUCGAGGACGUGAGUGGGCAAGGAAGCGACAAGGGUGCGAAUGCUUUUGCUGGUUCUUUUUCAUCCUGUGACAGGCGGAAGCACAUCCAGCCAAAGCAGGAGGAGUCGGACGACCUGCGCCUGGCAAGCGGAUUGGCAACAGAACAAAUCCAGCAACCCGGAGAUGAUGAUCCCCGAAUUACGAACUAUAUCCGGCUUCGUUGGGGCGUCGGCGGCUGUCGAGGCACAGCGCCACAACUGGGCAAAGCGCACAAUCGAGCCCUCGGCUACGAUGCCAGCCGCCUGCAGGAUGGGUGCCGUAGAAGAUGGCUGGGCGUCAAGAAGCGAGCUAACGUCCAGGCAGCUACGUCCUCGGCCUCUUCUCGAACAGUCAGCGCUGCUGUCAGCGCUAAGAAGAGGCGCACCGGCGACGCGAUGGGGAUUGGGUGCAGCAGUGACAGUGACAGCGAUAGGGAAG
Amoebophrya sp. A25 is the source of this 1422-nucleotide messenger RNA. The record is from the annotation of a GenBank genome assembly. Lineage: Eukaryota; Dinophyceae; Syndiniales; Amoebophryaceae.